UACAAGAAAGAAAAGCAAAUCGCAUCCUUUAAAUAAAAAUAAUAAAUAAAAUUCAGUCUAAUAUUACUUUUACUAUAGAGAAACCCUCUACAAUGUCAAGUUUAUAACGUCAUAUUUUUCAUUGACAAUUGUUGGCAAUACUGCAUCAUUAGCAAUUGUAUUAAUGUUUUUUUAAUUUAUAAAAAGUAAUAUUUCUUUAAAAAUGGUAAAUAAAUGUAUUGUUCACGGGUGUACAAGUGGAUGAGUCAAGGAUCGUAAUAAGAAUAUUAAAUUAAAUUAGAGAAAUACGUCUUUAUUCACUUUACCACAGGUAAUAUAACCUUAAUUGAUAGUUAUUAAUUACUAAUAUAAAAAAAUGCAAUGAUGCAAAUGGUAAAAAUUCUAGUCUUGUAAAAAGUGCAAUUUACGAUAAUAAAUUACAAUUUACUUUUAAUUGGACUUUUUAAAUUUAGUUUUCCAUCCUUUACUCAACUACGACUAAGUAAGAUGAAAUUGAAUAGAUUUACACAACAAGUGGACGAUAAUAUCUCGGGAAUAAUUGUAAAAUAAUAAAAAAUUUUUUCUUAUUGUUAUUUUUAACGUUAAUUAUAAGAUUUGGUUAAUUUAUUUUGACUAACGCGUGAGUACAAUUGUUACAUUCCCGUGAUAAUAAACAAGGUUUUAAAAACCUGAUAUUAGCCACAUUAACGCGGUCUAGUGGCAUAAUAUCUGUCCUGUCAUUUUCGAACAUUUCUAAUACAUUGCGAUCGCCCUCCUGUUAUCUAGGCUCCGUGAUCGGAAUUGUAAAUGAAACCAGCAUAACCACGAACGAGUGCGAGAAUUUGCGAGUAGGUAUUUUAGUACUAUUCAGUACUCUAAUCUGUAAUUGCCGUCAGUUGUAAUAAUUGCUGUAAAAAAUACGUAAGUGUGUAUAUGCGUCCAAAUGGCUUGGCUGUCAGAUAUUACAGAUAAAGUAGAGGACCUAUUGAAUAAGAUAGAUAAAAAUAGUGCAACUGUUUUGAACAGUGAUUAUUGGAAGCGCUACGAUAAUAAUAUUAUUACCAAAUCUUCCUUGGAAAAUUCAAAACAGUUUACACACGAAGAUAAUUUUCUCGAAUAUUUAAAUACAUCAUCCAAAGGUGUGACAAACACAGCAAUUGAAUCUGAAUUGUCAUCGCCAAUAUCUUCGUUAUUAAUGGAUCGGUCCACAAAUAAUGUAGAUCCCAGAUUGCAAUCGUCCACUCAGAGUAACGAAUCAAAUCCAGAAAACUCAUCUACUUCUACAAAUGCAAUUGAUACUGAAAAUUACAAUUUGGAAAAUGAUCUACAAAUUAGAAAUGUGCAUUUAAGAAAUCAAAUGCACAGAUAUCAAGAUAAUGCUUUCCAUACGCAAAUGCUACAAAGAACUGCAGAUAAUGAUCAUACUUUGGAAGCUGUCGAGCCAAAAUAUUCAUAUGAUUCCAAAUUGCAAUUAUUAGAAACGGAUGAAUUAAUGAUUUCACCUGAUUCUUUAUUAAAAUCUUCAUCUGAAACCUUAACAGAUCAUCAAAAACAAAUUAUAGUGUUAAGCAAUAAGUUACAAUCCUUAAGAACUACAAAUGUCCAAAUAUUAAAAGAAAUGGCAGAUUUACAAACUGCUCUUAGUAGAAGUAGAUUAGAAUUACUUUCAACUAGAUCUGAAUUAGAACAACAUAAAGCAAGAGCUUUUAGAAUACUACAAGACAAAGAGAAACUAAUAGCAGAGUUAAGGCGAAGUGAAUUUGCAGGCAUAGAUGAUGCUACACUUGUGGAAUUGAAACAAUUGAGGCAAGAGCGCGAUCUCCUCAGAGAAGAAAAUCAACAGACUCAUGAACAAUUAAGAACAGUACGCGAUGAAUUAAACGUUAGCGACCUUACUUUAGAAAAGAUGAGACAAAGAUAUAAUGAAGUCAAUUUAAAAUUUCAAGAAAGUCUUGCGAGCGAAAGACAAAGAAGACAAGAUGCGGAAGAAAUUGCAAGAUUACACUCAGAGGAGAUAAGGUCGUUAAAAGAUGAAAUGAUUAAUCAACAAAAUAAUUAUACUAUACAAAUACAAAAACAAGAUGCAGAAAUAUCGAGACUCCGUUUACAAGUGUCCGCAACGUCUACACCAAAUAGCGAAGUAGAAUCUAGAUUAGCAGCUCUUACACAAACUUUAGUUCUAAAACAACAAGCAUUAGAGAACAUAACUACAGAACGUAAUGCAUUACGUCUUCAGUUUGAAAAGCUAGAACACGAGUUCAGAACUAUUAUAAGAAAUUCCAAUAGAAAUGUAACGUACAGUAAUACAAAUGAUAAUGAUGACAUAAAAACUCAAGUUCCUAUGUUUUUAAUGGAAACACCAUUCGAUACUGGUGUCACGAGACGAGUGAAAAGAGCUUAUUCAUCAUUGGAUGCUAUUAGUAUUCGUACAGGAGUUUUUUUGAGACGAUACCCACUUGCAAGAAUUUUAGUUUUAAUUUAUAUGGCAUUACUUCAAUUCUGGGUUCUUGUGGUACUUUUUUCGCAAUCGCCAGAAGUACAUUGAUGUUAAUUAAGGCACUGGAAAUUUUUGUUAUUUGUAUA
This is a messenger RNA of Polistes dominula (European paper wasp), 2562 nucleotides long. RefSeq names its product golgin A5 (gene Golgin84). Gene Ontology annotation, cellular component: Golgi cisterna; Golgi membrane. The record is from RefSeq and is a predicted model, not a curated record. Gene Ontology annotation, biological process: retrograde transport, vesicle recycling within Golgi; Golgi organization. NCBI's taxonomy places the organism in Eukaryota, Metazoa, Arthropoda, Insecta, Hymenoptera, Vespidae.